Sclerotinia sclerotiorum 1980 UF-70 is the source of this 1338-nucleotide messenger RNA. RefSeq lists its product as hypothetical. The record is from RefSeq and is a predicted model, not a curated record. NCBI's taxonomy places the organism in Eukaryota, Fungi, Ascomycota, Leotiomycetes, Helotiales, Sclerotiniaceae. The transcript is spliced from 2 exons. The coding region runs from base 1 to 1338 and encodes 445 amino acids.
AUGUUUGCAAUCCGGGAUCAAGAGAACUUGGCUCAUGGCCAUCAACAAGUCGCUGCUUCUAAACCCCUCAACCAGUCUACAAGAAGUUUACAGCCAAAGACUCCAGGAAAUAAAUUCCCCAAAACACCAUUAAAGGUCCCAUUGAAUGAUGAGAACGCUCCAGGAGGAAUUGGAGGGAAAGGAACUGGACUUGGUACAAAGAGCAAGGGUGUCGGAGGAAAAGAUGCUACUUUGGAUAAAAAUGCAUUUGUUACACCUAUGGGCCCUCGCAAUCGAGCUCCCCUUGGUAUGAAAACUACAAAUGCGAAAACCAAAGUGUUCCAGACCCCUGCAGGCCCCGCACCUGAGAAAGAGCUCGAAAAAACUGUAUCCAAACAAACGAGUGCUCGCAGACCCAAGCCCAAGGUUUCGGAGAAGGUCAAGAUUGAUGUACAUGGAGAUGAGAGUCCUCUUAAAGAUAUAGAAAUCGAAUAUAUGCCACCACGAUCUAAGGACCUACCAUACGAUUCAGAUGUCUUCCCUGCCGGCUGUCUUAAUUACGAUAUGCUUAAGCCUGAAAAUCUUAGCAAAGGAGCGCUCAGUGAAUUCUAUAACACCAAUGAUAAGAGUGGUAAAUCAAAACUCGAGCGGGAUUUGGAACAGUCUGCUGUUGACCGUGCAAAGAAGACGGAUGAGCAAAUAUUGGCAUCAAUGGAAGAGGAUUGGACGGUUGGUGAUGUUCCUGAAACAUUCAGAAUUUUGAGAAAGAGAGCACCAGCCAAGGCUACGGUUAAGGAAGAAAAAGCCAAAGCAACAAUCCCAAGCAGAGGUCCUACAGCAAUGGCGUCUCGCCGAGCAGCAUCCGCCCUAUCAACUCUUCCAAGGUCGGUAGUGGAGCCUUCCAAGAGACCAUCAACAGCAAUCCCAAGGCCGGCAUCAUCAUUCUUAAGAGGUAGAAAGACACCUACUUUUGCACCCGUUACAAAUAACACUAUGCGUGCCACAGCAGCAGCAGCCACAUCUAGAAGUACCAUUGGUUAUACCAAAGGUAGAUCAGCUUCCAAUGUUCUUCAAAAGAAGGACGCAGCACCUCUAACCUCGAACAUGAGACUCAAUGCCACAUUACCGCGCUCAAGCAGUAAUCUUUCUCAUGACUCCGAUAAAACCAUUACUCCAGCACUUUUUGCUCAAAAAGAGAACUUGAGUCAUGCAGAGUACAAGAAAUUGGAUUUCUUGGGUGCUUUUGAUGUUGAUGCUGAGGAUUUAGAGCCAGCCUUGAAAUGUGGUUUACCCGAGUGCCUGAUCAAGUUUGAUGAGGAUGAAGAGGAGUUUGUUUUGACGAUCGGAGAUAAUGAAUAG